CUGGGGGUUAAUCCUGCUGCAGGGACUGAUAGAGAGGGGAGACUGGGGGUUAAUCCUGCUGCAGGGACUGAUAGAGAGGGGAGACUGGGGGUUAAUCCUGCUGCAGGGACUGAUAGAGAGGGGAGACUUGUGGGACUGGGGGAUAAACUGGUCCCAGUACAACAUGUAUUUAUUGUAGUGAUAUGAGAGGGGGGAUCCCCACAGGCAGCUUUAUAUGGUGGGUUUGUGUUCCUUGCUGUCAGGUUCUCCAGAGAUGGAAACAAGGAGGUUAGAGGGGAAAUGGGAGAAUGAAGAGCCGGACACUGAGGAUCCUCUGGACACAAUAAAGAGGGAAAUGGAUCCCGUUCCUGGGGCCGCCUCCCCAUUGGCUGAAUCAGAAUUAUCACAAAUGAAGAUAAAAGAAGAAGAACUGGACACUAAAGAUCAUCUGAACCCAAUGGGAAGCCCGGCACUUGCACUUACGGAUGAGGCUUUCCCUGAGUUGGAUCCAGAAAUAUUACAGAUUAAGAUAAAGGAGGAGGAUUCUGAUUGUGAAGAUCAUCUGAACCCAGUGGAUGUAGGGUAUCCUCAGUUUCACUCCGGAGAGAAACCCUUCACAUGCACGGAAUGUGGGAAGAGCUUUGAACACAGUCACAGCUUUAUGUUGCACAAGAGGAUCCACACAGGAGAGAAACCCUUUGCGUGUCAUUUAUGCUGGAAGAAGUUCACUUACAAAUGUCAGCUUGUGACACAUGUCGAUAAUCACUCCAGGGUAAAACCAUUCCGAUGCGUUGAAUGUGGGAAACGUUUCUCCCUAAAAAAGAGACUUAUAAGCCAUCAGAAAAUUCACACAGGAGAGAAAACAUUUAAGUGUUUAGAAUGUGGCAAAUUGUUUUCUGGGAAACACAAACUUGAGAAACACCAACAAAAUCACACAGGGGAGAAACCCUUCACGUGUCCAGAAUGCGAGAAAAGCUUUGCCUUAAAAUACAGGCUUGACAAACACCUGAGAAUCUUCACGGGGGAGAAACCCUUUACCUGUACGGAAUGUGGGAAAGGCUUUUAUGUAAAAGAGAAACUUCAGAAGCACGAGAGGUUUCACUGCGGGGUGAAACCAUUUACAUGCAUGGAAUGUGGGAAAGGCUUCAGUUUAAGCACUAGUCUUGCCAAACAUCUGAGCACUCACGCUGGAGAAACACCUUUAAUAUGUACAGAAUGCGGCCAGCAGUUUCCUUUAAGAAGUGAAUUUGAGAAUCACCUGAGACUUCACGGAGGAGAGAUACCGUUCAUGUGCACCCAAUGCGGGAAAAGUUUCUGUCAGAAGAGCAGUCUCGAUGCCCACCUGAGAAUUCACACGGGGGAGAAACCUUUUAUGUGCACUGAGUGCGGGAGAAGGUUUAAUUUAAAGAAUGGUCUCAGGAAGCACCAGAAAAUUCACACAGGGGAGAAACCCUUUAAAUGCACAGAAUGCGGCAAGGGGUUUUACAUGAAGACUGAUCUUCACAAACAUCACCGGACUCACACGGGAGAGAAACCAUUCACAUGCACAGAGUGCGGCAAGAACUUCUCCCACCACAGCAGCCUCUACAAUCACCAGAGGGUCCACACCGGGAAGAAACCAUUCACGUGCGCACAGUGCGGACGAGGUUUCAGCAGCAGAGGCAGAUUUUAUAAACACCAGAGAGUUCACAGCGGAGAGAAAACAUUCACCUGCGCGGAAUGUGGGGAAAGUUACUUUACCAGCGCCAGCCUUCACAGACACGAGAACAUUCACACCAGGGGGAAACCAUUGACAUGUACAGAAUGUGGGAAGUGUUUCCCCGAAAGGCACAAACUCACCAGGCACCAGAAAAUUCACAAAGGUGCGAAAGCUUUAUGUGUGCGGAACAAAGGGAACGUUCCGCCCUGUGGGAGGGGACUGAAAUCCCUGCCUGGGGCGGGAGUAAAAGAUUUUAGCAACUCCCCCCACACAUUGUCUGGUCAGAGCCUCGAUGUGAGGAGACUUACUGAGGAAAAGACUGGGAAUUGUCCCCUGCUGCUCCCUGUAACUCCCUGCAACUCCCUGCUCCUGUGUCCCUCACAUUCCCAUCCCCUGUACUCACAUCUCCAGCCUCAUCUACUGGGUUCCCCAGAGGCACAAGCAGAAAUGUUACAGAUAAAGACAGAGAAAGAAGAACUGGACUGUGGAGAUGAUCAGAACCCAAAGGAAAGCUCAGCAGUUCCACUUACUAAUGGGGCUUUCCAGAUAAAGAUAGAGAAGGAAGAACUGGACUCAGAAGAUCACCAGAACCCAAUGGGAAUCUUGUCCAUCCCAGUUAGUGAUUUGGAUCAGAGCGACUUGACCAGUGGAAAUUGCUGUCAGACAUCCAGACGGCACCCGGGUGCCACAUACGCAGUCACGGAGUCGAUACAGGGCACUGGAGUAUUUAGGGGACAGGCACAACAGCCAGGAAAGACUGACUCAGAGUCUGACACUCUAUAUGAGGAGUGCGGUGCAAGGCCGGACUUUAUUUGCUGUGCUUGUGGUGACAACAUCUCAGCCAAUGAGGCGCAAGCACAUCUAAUGACUUGCACUUGUUCAAGCGACACAUGUACCGGAGCAGAACCAUUGACGUGUAACAUGUAUGAGAACUGCCAUAAAGAGGCUCCGGAUGGAGAGAAACCAUACAGGUGCAUGAAAUGCAGCAGAAUGUUUUCCCAUAAGGGCAGCUUGCGGGCACAUGAGAAAACGCACAUGGAGCAGGUGCCAUAUCCGUGUACAGAGUGCGGCAAAGUCUUUUUUCGUAAGGGCACCUUCCUGGCACACAUGAGAAUCCACACGGCCGAAAAUCCCUUUACAUGUCCAGAAUGUGGCAAGAGGUUUUCCCAAAAGAGUAAUCUGCUGGCACACGAGAGGAUUCACACGGGGGAAAAACCAUUCACAUGUAUGGAGUGCUCCAAAAGCUUUACUGUUAAGAGCAGCCUUUUGUCCCACCAGAGGGUGCACACGGGGGAGAAACCCUACACCUGCACCCAAUGCAACAAACAGUUUUCUCACAGCGCUCAGCUUCGAGCACAUAUCAGCACUCACACGGGCGUAGACCCAUUCCCAUGCACCGAAUGCAGCAAGACUUUCUCUCUAAAACACAAACUCAUCAAGCACCAGAGAAUUCACACAGGGGAGAAACCAUUCAUCUGCACAGAAUGCGGCAAAGGCUUUUCUACUAAAGACAAACUUCAGAAACACCAGAGAAAUCACACUGGGGAGAAACCAUUCAUGUGCACCGACUGUGGGAAAAGCUUCACUUUGAAGGACAGACUCGACAAACACCGGAGAAUUCACACUGGAGAAAAACCUUUCCAAUGUCUGGAAUGUGGGAAGAGUUUCUCUGUUAAGCACGGGCUUCUGAAACACCAGAGAUCUCACACGGGGGAGAAACCCUACGCCUGCAGCGAGUGCCAGAAAACCUUUGCUCACAAGACUACACUUAUGGUACAUGAGAGAAUUCACACAGGAGAGAGACCUUAUGAAUGUAACGACUGUGGGAAGAGAUUCAUUCAUAGCACCAACCUGAACUGCCACCAGAAAAUCCACUCCGGGGAGAAACCAUUCACCUGCACAGAAUGCGGCAAAAGCUUCUCUUUGAAGAACAAACUUGUCAGACACCAAAAAAUUCACAAAUAGCGAGGCAUAAAGGAAUACAUUCUAAACACUAGGGGGCACAUUUAUCAAGGGUCAAAUUUCGAAUUCAUGUCAGUUUUUCUCAAACCUCCCAUAAACUCGAAAAGGCAGCUUUAUAUGGUGGGUUUGUGUUCCUUGCUGUCAGGUUCUCCAGAGAUGGAAACAAGGAGGUUAGAGGGGAAAUGGGAGAAUGAAGAGCCGGACACUGAGGAUCCUCUGGACACAAUAAAGAGGGAAAUGGAUCCCGUUCCUGGGGCCGCUUCCCCAGAGGAGGAACUGGAAAUAUUACAGAUAAAGAUAAAGGAGGAAGAACCAGACCCUGAAGAUCAUCUGAACCCAAAUGAUAGACCUGUGGUUCCAUUUAAGUAUCUGGCUUCCCCAUUGGCUGAAUCAGAAAUAUUACAGAUAAAGAUAAAGGAGGAAGAAUCAGAUCCUGAAGAUCAUGUGACCCCAGUGGAAAGUUCAGCAGUACCAGUUAGUGAUGGGGGUGGGAACAUGAAGGCUGAGCACAGUUCUGAACUGCCCAAACCAGAGACUGACUGGGAGUCCGGCACAAGAUCUGCCGAUUGCUUAACAAGCUCUGAUGGAUCAGGUUUUAUCUGCAGUAAAUGUGGGGAAACCUUCCCUUUAAAUAGUGAAGUCACCCACGUUUGUGGGACACUAGUGAGAACCAACACAGGAGAGACUCCUUUCACUAGUAUGGAAGGUGAGGAGAGUUUAAUUGACAGAAGGAACCUUCCUGAACAUCAGAGAACUCACACAGGGGAGAAACCAUUCACCUGUACAGAAUGUGGGAAAGGUUUUACUCAGAAGAAAACCCUACGAAACCACAACAAAAUUCACACCGGAGAAAGACCUUACUCUUGUUCGGAAUGUGGGAAAAGUUUUACUGAAAAAAAGACCCUUCGAGACCACACCAAAAUCCACACUGGAGAGAAACCUUUCACUUGUACAGAAUGUGGGAAAAGCUUCACUGAAAAGAGUCACCUUCGAAGCCACAACAAAAUUCACACGGGAGAGAAACCUUUCACCUGUACUGAAUGUGGGAAAAGCUUCACUGAAAAGAGGAACCUUCAACACCACUACAACGUUCACACCGGAGAGAAACCCUUCACCUGCACAGAAUGCGGGAAAAGCUUUACUACCAGCAGUAGCCUCUGUAAUCACAAGAGAAUUCACCGAGAGGAGAGACCUUAUUCCUGUUCAGACUGUGGGAAAUCGUUCUAUGUAAAGAGCCACCUUCUAAACCACCAGAACACUCACACGGGGGAGAAACCAUUCAGCUGCACCGAAUGUGGCAAAUGUUUCACUGAAAAGGGCACCCUGCGCAUGCACCAGAAGAUUCACACCGGGGAGAAACCAUUCACCUGUACAGACUGCGGCAAAUGUUUUACUGAAAGGAAAAACCUUCGAAGGCACAUAAAGAUUCACACCAGAGAGACGCUUUCUCCUGUACACAAUGAGGCAAAUGUUUUACUGUGACAAUCCAACAAUACCUGCCUGGGUAAUAGCGACAGCGUAGAUGGUUAGCUGGUGGGUUCUGUUUGCAUUGCUGACUAUAACAGGCACAUUUAUCAAGGGUCGGAUUUAAAAUUCAUGUGAGUUUUUUAAAAUUCCCAUAAUCUCCCAUGAAGUUGAAAUUUGACCAAU
Molecule: messenger RNA, 5290 nt
Organism: Xenopus laevis (African clawed frog)
Lineage: Eukaryota; Metazoa; Chordata; Amphibia; Anura; Pipidae
Gene: znf236.2.L
Product: zinc finger protein L homeolog
Exons: 12
Source: RefSeq, a predicted model, not a curated record